Messenger RNA from Phymastichus coffea, 3418 nucleotides. RefSeq lists its product as uncharacterized. NCBI's taxonomy places the organism in Eukaryota, Metazoa, Arthropoda, Insecta, Hymenoptera, Eulophidae. The record is from RefSeq and is a predicted model, not a curated record. The coding region runs from base 179 to 508 and encodes 109 amino acids. The transcript has 3 exons.
UCUAACCGUAGGCGAAAAUCGAUGGUUCGUACUUCGUAGAGGAAUAAAACAUCAGUUUGUGUUUCGCUUCGGUUGACCUAUUUUCAGGAUUCUUAGAGCUAUUUUACUGUUACAACUAUUAUCACCUUAAUAUCAACUAUUAUUUCUUUUGCUGGGAUUCCCAAAAACUUCAAAUACAAUGGAAUCUGCUAUUAUGAAUUUGGAACAAAGCGUUCAGAAGGCUGAUGGGAAACUCGACAUGAUAUCAUGGCAAAUUGAUGCUUUUGAGAAAGAAUUUCAAGAUACAGAAUCAGAGCCUGUGUCAGUUCUUCGUUUACUGCGGUCAGUAACACAAGUAAAAGAAGAAUAUGAAGUUCUGCGCCAAGAUAUCCAUGAAGUUCAGCAACUGCAGAAGCAACUUACAGAUUCUCUCAAAGCUCAAUUGUUACAAGUCCAUGGACACUUUAACAUCUUACGUAACAAAAUUGUUGGCAGGACAAAUAACAGGACAACGCCACGUUUAAAGUAAAGGAAAUUUUAAAUAUUUGCAAUUAUCUUAUUAUUUAUCAUAAUAAGUUUUAUUUUUAUAAUUUUUAAUAGUUGAUUUCAUUUACAAUAGUUAUUCUUAAAUAAAUAAUGUAUUGUAUAUAUAUCUUGGCCCACAAAAUAAUUGUAAGAAAGCAACAAUUUUUAUUUUAUGUUAUCGAAUUGGCAUUUAAUAUUUCUUUCAAAAUGCUUUUUUAAUCAGUGCUCUAAAUCAUAAAAAAUACAAUACAUAAGAAAUCUAAAGACAAAUAAAAUAAUAAAUGUGCAUGUUAAUUUGGUGCACGGGGCCAAAUGCAAAAAUGGAUAGAAUUUUAUUAAUUUAAAUCAAAAUAAUUUCAAUUAAUAGCUUCUAAGUUAUUCUCUUAGCUUCUUAAGCAUCAUAUUUUGUUAUGCUUCCAAGCAGCAAUGGUUUACUUGCUUGUAAAAUGUUGCUUUAAUUAACAACUCCAUAUAAGACGGAGUCUUAACUAUGACAGAAAAAGAUGAUUUGCAUGAUUUGAUAGAAAAAUUAAAAUGAAAUUAUGUAUUAUGAAUUUGUACCCAUCAACAAUGUACUUGAAUAUCAUAAGUUGAAAGUUUUAUUUAAAAAUUUUGAGAAAAAAAAAGUAAAUUUUUAAUUUUGGAUUACUUAAAUCAGUAUCAAUGAUUCAAUAAUUUUUCUUUUAAUUAUCUAACUAAUAAUAUGGAAACUAAAUAUUUCUGCAACCUUGAAUAGACUAAUCUGGUGACUUUUGGAAAUGUAAAAUGAAAAAUUCUUACUUAAUUGAUACUUGACAUUUUUUGCAAAUAAAAAUUAGCUUCAAUUAACAUCAUCUAAAAAUAAUACUUAUUGAUACAUGUUUAUGAUUAAAUAAUACAACCGUAAGUCAAGACUCAUAGAAUUUUUAAAAUGAGAAUUGCAUGCAAGAAUUAAGUAUAUAGAUAAAUUUUAAGGAAGUUCAAAAUUAUAAAUUUAGUAAAGGUAUAGAAAAUCUAGUUAUAUAUUACUGAUGUUAGAAAAUUUACAGUAUUUUUAUCUGAUAUAUUUAACAUAAACAAAUUUUUAUGCAAAUUUAGAAUAUAUAGUUUUAAAGUUGUUCGUUAAAAAUUUUUUAAAUUUACAAAAGGUUUGGUCAAUGAUUAAUCAAUUAACCAAUAAAAAGUCAAUUUUUAGAUAUAACUAAAGUUAUUUUCUUAGUCAUUUACAAAAGAAGUAUCGAGAAAACUAUCUUAUUUAAAAAAAUUAUUUAUAUCUUUGGAAAUUCCAAAUCAACUGAUUUGAAUUUAAUGUUGCAACAUUACAUAUUCAAAUUAUUCUGAUCUCAAGACACUUAUACAAAGAUUAUACAAUUAAGUACUACGUUGAUGAAUCAAAUUAUCAUAUUUAGGAUAAAUUGUCUUUGCAUGUAUUCAAUAAGAGAAAAAUGGUCUGGAACACAUUUAUAUGUGCCAAAAUUUUUUAGCUAUUGAUACCUAUAAUACAUCAUAACACUUGUACUAUUUAUAACAUUGAAAAAUAUUAAUUGUACACUGUUUUUAUACAUGUCGUAUAUGUAAACGUGUUUGUGGCAUUUUAGUAAACAGUUUUUGCACAUAAACAAACACAUGAAUGAUGUUUAACGCACAAUAUUAAAUAAGUACUGUCAAUAAUAACAAAUUAUUUGAUGUGUGUCAAAAUCAACUGGUUUUUAUUGUUAUUAUCUCAUGAAGGCCUUUAUAAAAGACAUUUGUGAAUACUAUUAAGCUAAUUUGAAAAUUUCAAUAUUAAAGCUUCCAAAAAUUAUAUUCAACAUUUGGUAUGCUUAUUAAUAAAACUCAGUAUUAAUAAAAUUCAUUAUCAAUGAAAUUCAUUGCUGACUUUUAAUUUUUAUUUUUAUUUCAAUAUAUUUCAAAACUUUAAAGUUCUUUUAAACCACCAAUCUUUUAAAAUUUUAAUGUAGGUGAAACGCACAGUUUUUAAUAAAUAUAUAUCAUUUGCCAUUUUUCUUGGUGGGUUAAUUUGUGCUAUAUGUGCGGUAGUAAAACCAGUUUCAAAUAAUAAUAUAAAGAAUUAAAACUAAAAAAUCAUAAAAUCUGAUGUUUUAAGUGAGUACAAUUUAUGUCUAUAGCCUAUAUCAAAGCUUCACAAAACAAGCAAAAAGCAAUUAUUUAUAGAAAACUGAAAUAGUGAACAACAAAAUAUAUACUUUUUUUAAGUUCAUUUUACUAUACAUUGUAUUAAACCUAUACUUGCAAAAUAUUAUAAAGUUUUUCUUAAAUUUCGUGAAUAUAUCCGCAAAUUGAAAUAUCUACGAUCAGACUUAUUAUGUGAACACACAAUAAUUGCCAGGCAUCGGAAUUUUGCGGAUAAGGAAAACGUUUUGAUUUAUUAAUAUGUCGUAAAAUAUUUAUAUGUCGAGUUGAAUUGGCGUAAUGUAAAAAAUGAAUAUAACAAUGUUAUAAUAAGCGUUGAUCAACCAUAAACCGCUGUGUUUAUAGGGAAUCGCCGUGCAAACUGAAUAAUAUUUUAUUUGAAACUAUAGAAAAAACAAUUUCAUAAUUUCGAUAAUAAUAGGCAGAACUUUAGUUCUAUUCUACUAUUUCUUUCUAAAAAGUUCAACAAGGAUUUUUCAGCAUUUGUUUUAUUGAGAACAAAAUAUUAUGCUAGUAAUCUAGCUUUUCUUUAUUCGGUAUAUAUCUUUAUGCAAGUAUGGGUAAAAAAGUAAUUAUGAGUAUUAAACUAUUUUCUGUUUGAGAAUUAUGGCUGUUCAUUUAUUGUACAUUUCAUUUUGUAAUAGUUUAGUUAAUAAAGCUUAGUUGCUAUCAUUUCUAAAAUAUAUAUUCGCAUAUUUAUUACAAAUAUAGGUAACCGAUAUGUACAUCUAUGAAAUAUGUAUCUUGUACUACAUCAGAAUACAAUAAAUGUUACAUCUAC